This is a messenger RNA of Drosophila novamexicana, 8453 nucleotides long. Its product is annotated as small subunit processome component 20 homolog. The record is from RefSeq and is a predicted model, not a curated record. The coding region runs from base 67 to 8346 and encodes 2759 amino acids. The transcript is spliced from 6 exons. Gene Ontology annotation, cellular component: 90S preribosome; nucleolus; small-subunit processome. NCBI's taxonomy places the organism in Eukaryota, Metazoa, Arthropoda, Insecta, Diptera, Drosophilidae.
AAGAACUGAUUACAAACUGCGUUGAACAGGGUUUUCUUUUACAUAUUGUAAAUAGUUUUCAUCAGGAUGGCCGCAAUAACUGAAAAGUCAAAAGACACAAAUACUUUUCGGUUCAAGUCGUUCACAGAUCGCGUAAAUGAGAUCGACUUGCGUCAUUUGGCACUCUACCAUAUAGGCCACAAAUACGAGCAGCUCGAGGAAGCGGAGAAUGAAACUUACUUUCAACAAACGCUACAAAAAUGGAACGUGCUGAAUCUGACAGAAGAGUACAACUAUUUCAGCAAGCGAUGCCGCAAAAUAGUCACCCUACCGCAGUUGUUGCAUCAAAAGGACUUUGUAGUUGACUUGCUUUUAGAGCGCCUGGCCACAGCCACAAACUUGUCGCAGCAACCGCUUUUGGAGCUUCUCUACGUGCUGGCCCGUGACCUGCGCGAAGAGUUCUAUGCAUAUUUCCAACGAGUGCUGGACCGGUUGAUAUGUCUACUAAACACGCAGGAUGCCGAACAGCUGGAGUGGACGCUUAUCUGCCUGGCUCAUCUGUUCAAAACACUGAAGUCAUAUUUAAAACGUAAUAUUGGCAUCGUAUUCAAUGCUAUUCUGCCGCUGUUGGACGAACAGCACUACGCGGAGCAUGUGACCAACUUCGCAGUUGAGUGCUUUGCCUACAUAGCGCGCGAUGUUCGCGACUUUCCCCGCUUCCUAGCCUAUGUGCUGAAAACUGUGCUGCGCGAGCAGGUGGCAAGUGUACAUGGAUGCGGACGACUGCUCUACGAGAUACUGCGCGGUGUCAAUGGCCAACUGCACACAUGUGCCGCCCAUCUUCUGGCACAUGUUCUGGAGUUGCUAUCAAACGCAGAUGCCAGCCACACCAGCGCCCAGACGGCGCUGCUUGCGGAUAUCGUGCAGCACUGUUUCGGCCUGCUGCUCAAUUUUUUGCGUGCCGAUCAAAGCGUCGUCCUCUGGCAGCAGCUCUGCGGUGCUAUAUCCAAAGAGGGCCUUAGCACGACAGCCACGGUGCAGCUACUUGAGCUUAUUCUGCCGCUUGUUACACAUAAGGACGGUCGUUACAUUGCGGAACUGUCGGUGCUAGUGCCCACGAUCUUAAAGCUGCUCGAUAAACAUAUGACCGUGGAUGCCGAGCCGCUGCAACAACUGAGUACCUUGGUUAGUAGCUUGUUAAAAGCUCGACAUGCGCAACUUGACCAACUGGAUGCUAGUCGCCUUCUACAAAAUCAGCUGAAAGUCAGCCAGGUAUCACGUGACGUGUACUCGGAUUUCAUUCUUCAAAUGAUGGACUAUAAGCUGUUUGAGCUUAUGGUGCUACCCCACGUGGUAGCCCACUUCGAGGAGCAUAAGGAUACAGCUGCCCUGGAACUUUUAGCGCGCAUCGUACAGCAUAAACGCCCGUUACUCGUGGAUGCCACAAGUCUAUCGAAUUGGCAGGCAUAUCCCAUGGAGCUGAAACAAAAGACAACCCACGAGCAUUUGGAGCAUCAAAUUCAGCGAAUUGAUGUGACUGAAGAACGUCAACUAUUGCUCCUCAUUGUGUUACCUCAUUUGCGCGGCUUCAAUAAGCAGCCGCUUGAGAGCAGCCUCCAGUGUGCCAUCCAGGAUCAGCUAGCUGCCAAUGCUUCCGACCGCACGGUGCUGCUCCUCCUUCUGCAGACGCACUUCCUGCUCAAGUUUAAGUUGCCCAAAGAGCUGCGCACACAGCUGCAGGAGACUCUGCUGCCGCUCGUUGGCAACGACUUGCGAGCUUUGGCCUGCUUACAGCUCAUCUUGCAUAGCAUGGCUAAGGGUGAGCUGACGCCCAGCGCAACAGAGGCCACUUUAAAUGCUGUAUCUAAGCUGUUAAGUGAACCAGUGGCGCAGUGCCGUCGUAUUGCCGCUCAUUGCCUGGAGAUGCUGGGCAGCGAUCAGUGCAAAAUCAAUCCGUAUGGCUAUUUUGCUGCCGCCUGCUGCAUUGAACCCACAGUUCACAAUUACCGAGAGCUGCUGCUUCAGCUGCAACAACUGGAGCCUGCAGCGGCACAGUUCAAACGAUUCGCCAAACUGCCGCACUACAAAGAGCAUGCAGUCAGCCUGCUGCUGGGAUUAUUGUACAACAAUUUCAAAUUUGUGUGGGCGCCGGUACAGCAGCUGCUGGCAGAAUAUGUCAAAGUCAUGACCACCGAAGAGUUCUGGGGAUUGUUCAAGACAAAGCUCUUGCAGACAAUAGAAUGCAUUGAAUACAACGUGGAGGCGCCCACCUUGCAGCAGCAGCCACAUCACAGCUACAACUCUCAGGCCCUUUCAUCGCUGCUGCCACUGGGUGAGGCAUGCAACCAAUUGACGCUACAACAAGCUUUGAAUUACCGUCAACUGCUUUGGCAAUGUAUUCCCAAAUUGGGAAACAUUGCCGAGCUUAAGAACGCGGAUCUGGUGCGCCUAUUCUUGCAGUUCGUGGAGCGCGAGUAUCGCGCCCAGCUGGAGCGCACGGAACACUCUUGGAAUUUAAAUGAGUCAACGGCCGACGAUAUAGAUGUUGACGACGGGGACACCGAACACCUCGAGAAGACUCCAUUAACGAGUGCGGCGCGAAUCACGAACGAACGCCAUAAACGGAAGUCACGCAAUGCGCAUACAAAAUUUAUACUUCAGACGUUGCAACUUAAGCUGGCUUGCUUCGUGUCGCAGCCAAAUCCUAAGGCACUGCACCGGGAAUCGGAGAUGCGUGAAUUUUAUCUUGAGCUGCUCGCAGGACCCAAUGCGCAACUGCAGCAGCUAGCGCUGGAUUGCUUGGCUGCGUACAAGCAGCCAGCUGCAUUGGUCCAGCAAAAGCAGCAGUUGGCGGGGCUGAUCGAUGACGCCAAGUUCAAGGCGACCCUUACCGGAUUAGAGGUAGCCAGUCUGCCCACGCAGCAGCGAACCGAGCUGAUGCCCUACAUACUGCGCGUGCUGUAUGGCCACCUCACCAAGGGCGGCCAGCGUCAGCUGAGCGGGCAGCAGCGCAAGACGCUAAUUCUACGUUUUCUCGGUCAGCUGGAAGAGAAAGAGAUAUUGGACUUCUUGAAAAUGGCAUUUGGCCGCUUUGAAGAGUACACAAGCCAGCCAGUCGAGCUUCUGGCGGGACAUGUGCGGGCACAGUAUGUGCCCACGGCAGUGAUCUCUGCGCGCCAGCUGCAUAGAAUUGUUAACUUGCUGGAGCUUAUCAGAAAGGAGUUCGCGGGCCGCCUAAGUGCCGCCUUUCAAGUGUACGUUCUGAAGUUGCUGCUCUUGGCGGGCAGCGUGUCGCAGCAGGUGAUCGGUGACAACGCCCUCGAGGCUGGCAAGCUAAUGACAGCCUACAAGAAUGUGCGACACGCAGCGAUCCAAACGCUUGUCAACUACUUUGGUCAGCUUUUGGACAUGUCGGAACUGUGGAACACCAAAGAGAUGCAAGCUAUAUGCGAUGUCUUUGUCUGGCCCUGCCUGGAGCGUUUGCCGCAAGACUCUAUACACACGCCAACGCCUCUACUCAAGCUGCUGCUGAUGUGGGGUGGCGAGCCUAGCUAUCAGUCCUGGCUGCAACAGCGGCCGUCGCCCGAAUCGCCGCCCAUUGUGCACUAUCUGAUGGCGCUGCUUGUGAACGACAAGGCCAAGCCAGUGGUGCGACGUGCGUUGCUGCAGUUGGUGGAACAACUCUUGGAAAGCUCUAACACAGAGGAAUAUGGCCCACAAGCUCUAAGCAUUUUGCAGCCGUAUAUACCGGAUGUGCUGCAGCUAUUGCAGGCCAGCUGGCGGCAAAAAAGAGCCGGCAAACAGACAUUGGACAAGCGGGAACUCAACAUUUUAAGCCUGCUGACGGUACAUGUUCACGAACCAGACACGUGCGAGCUGCUGCUGCAGCUGUUGCUGCCACUUUUCACCAAGCAGGCAGCAAGUGCGAGUGCGGAGACUGUCCUGCAACUGAUUACCACGCUCUCGAAUCUUGUCCAACGCGUGCCCGCUCCCCACAACUAUGUGCGCCAGCUGGCGCCGCUCUUUGAGCAGGUGCAGGCGCUGCCCGCUCGCAAACUACUUUGCGAAAUGCUCUCAGACAUGGCAAAGCGCCUGUUUAAGCAGGCCAAGGAUCAGCCCGAACUCGCUGCCGCCUCGACAAAGUUACGCGAAUGGGUGCGUUUUGUUUUGCAGUUGAACGCCUGGGACAAACGUUGGCUGGAACAGCCCGAUUACGACAAGCGGCUGCAGGCACUUACCGAUCUGAAACAGCUGCUGGAGCGAAAGGAGGACAGCCCGGCUGUCUACGAUAUGGAACUGGGACUGCUGGUGACUUACAAUUGUUUCUAUAUGCUUCGCCAUGAUUCGGACUUGGGCAUGCGCGUCAACAUUGGCGAGCUACUAAAGCUUAUGCUGCCACAGCUGACAGGCCAGCUAAUUCAAAGCAAAGAUGAGCUGCAUUUCUGGCUGGAGGAAUGCCUGCUACCGCUACUGCAGCGUUGUCUGCGUGACGAACGUCACGAGCACGCACGCAAUGAGGCCAUUGGGCUGCUGGGUGAACUAGCGCGGCGGUGCUCCGAUGCCCAUGAAGUGCUACGCGAUCUUGCGCCGCUGGCCGAAGCUCACGACGUUGAGGUGGACUUCUUUGAGAACAUGCUGCACUUGCAGGCCCAGCGUCACGGUCGGGGCUUGCAGCGUCUAGUCAACGUCGCGGGAGGCGCCAGUUGGCGACAGACGCCGCCCUGUGCCCGUACGCUAACUCAGCUGCUGCUGCCGCUGGCCACACGCUACCUGUUGAGCGAAAAACAUGCGGGCAAGCACACUCUCGUCGAUGCGGCAAUCGAGGCAGUGGGCGUCAUGUGUGAGCUGCUUCCCUGGCAGCAAUACCACGCCGUGCUGCGCCAUUACCUGCAGCGCCUGCGACUGGCGCAUGGCCAGCAGAAGCAGUGCGUUCGCCUGGUGGUGCGCAUUCUCGAUGCUUUCCAUUUUGAUUUAACGAAUGCGAAUGCCGAUGGAACCCUUUUGGCACAACUCAAGCGGAAGCUUACCGAAACGCUUCCCGAGCCAACCGAGUCAACAAACGAACAAACGGAUGAAAACGGCGAAGAAUCGGAAUCAAAGUCUAUCAAAGAGGAGCCAACUAUAGAUAGCUCGAACAUUGAUUUCGAUGGCGACAGAGAAGAGGACAAGAUGGAGGUCGAGGAUGACGAGCCGGCGAAGACACAACAACCACUAGCGCCCAAUGCAGCCAAGCGUAUCAUGACUACCAUUACCAGCGUCCUACUGCCAACGCUUAAUCGAGCCAUCACCGAGAAGACCAAUUAUGAUACCAAGCACAAAGUUAACCGUCGUCGCCUGAGCUACGAGCGGGAAGAGGAAGAAAUACAACGCGUGCCCAUUGCCUUAGCCAUGGUUAAGCUCCUGCAAAAGUUGCCACAGGAGCUAUUGGAUAACAGUUUGCCAGGUAUUUUUAUGAAGGUGUGCACGUUCCUGCGAUCGCCCCUCAAAUCGGUUCGCAUGCUUACCCGAGACAUCCUAAAAAAGAUGAUGCUCACACUGGGCGGCAGCUGCCUGGGUCUGCUGCUGGAGCAGCUGCAGUCGUUGCUGACGCGUGGCUUUCAGGUGCAUGUGCUAUCGGUGACGCUGCACGGAGUGCUGGACGCGCUGCGUGGGCAACUGCAGCCGGCGCACAUUGAGCUCUGCCUGCAAAACCUGCUGGAAGUAGCUCUCAACGACAUCUUCGGAGACGUAAGCGCCGAGAAAGAGGUGGAUAAAAUCGUCGCGCACACACCUGAGGCCAAACCCAGCGCCAAGAGCUAUUUGACGUUGAACAUUGCGGCGCGGUUCAUACGCGACAACUGUUUGCUGGACUUGCUGCUGCCCUUCAAGGAGCAGCUGGCACGCACACACUCGCGCAAGGUAACGCAAAAGAUUCAGGAGUGCUUUGCCAAGAUUGUUGCCGGUCUUGUGGAGAACACGCACAUAGCGCGCGAGAGCUUGCUGAUUUUCAUCUACGGCACCAUGUCGGAGAGCAUCACUGACCUGCUGCCGGGCUCACAGAAGCGGCAGCUUAGCGACAAGCAGCAGGCUCUGAUGCGUCGCGCCCGUCCCGACUGCCUGCUGUUGCAGCCAGCGCCAGGUCGUCGUAGCGUCGCGACCGGCAACAAGCAGGUCAAGUCCAAUGCCCAAGCCAAUGCACACAUCCUCAUCGAAUUCGGGCUGGAGCUGCUACACUUUGUGCUGAAACGCAAAAAGCUAACAGAACUAAACUAUCAGCCCUUCCUGCAUCCGCUGCUGCCGCUACUGCGUGACGCCUUAAGCAGCAAACACGCCAAAACUACAAGCUAUGCGCUCAAAUGCUACACGGCGAUUUGGAUGGGCGACUACCAGCUGGCAGAGCUGAACCAAGAACAGCUGUGCCCGGUGGUAGGCCGCAUGUUCGAGAUUCUGAAAAACUUCUCGUCGUUUGGAGCCACGCGACAGGAAGAAAACGCUCAACUGGUGCGUGCCAGCUUUAAGGCGGUGGUAGCGCUGCUGCGAAAGUGUCAAGACUAUGCCCUGAGUGAUGAGCAGAUCGAGCAGCUGCUUCUACACGUAGAGCAGGAGUUGCAGGAGGGAGAGUGCAGUAGUCAAACGAUGUGCUUCGCCUUGCUUAAGGCACUGGUGGGACGCAAGGUGGACACACGCUCGCUACACGAUCUAAUGAAGCGUCUGGCCGAUUUGUCCAUUAUCUCGCAGUCAGACCACGUGCGCGACGAGUCACGGACCAUACUCAUCACAUACAUUAUGGAGUAUCCCCUGCAAAAGCGCGUUGAUCAGCUACUCAAGUUCAUGUCCGUGCAGCUGGCCUACACCCAGUCCGCUGGGCGUUUGUCGGCAAUUCAAUUUAUGCUAUCAAUUAUCAACAAGUUCCCACUGCUGUUGUUGGUCAAGCAUGCGGAGUUCUUGUACCUGUCGUUGGGCACGCGUUUGGUUAACGACGAGGACACCGCUUGCCGUCGCGCUGUAGCCACCGCUCUGGAGGCGCUGCUCGGCCGACUGAACAAAUUGCAGCGUCAGCCGCUGCUUGACCUGACCAUGCUAUUCUUCACCUCGCCGCAGUCCAGCCAAAAGCCAGGUGUUCGCGAGUUGGCCGCUGCGCUGCUCUCCCGAUUCGUGCAAGCAGAGCGUGCCGGCUUUGCAGAGCGACUUCCCGUCGUGCUACCCACGCUGGUGUCCGUGCUAACUCUGGGCGAUGCGGAAGCAGGCGGCAAAUUCGUACGCGCUCCUGGACACGUGGCACUUGAUACCAACGGAAUUAAUUUGCCAAAAAAACCCCGACGAAAGCAAUCCAGUGGUGCAGCCAAGGAAGACGCGGUGCUCGAUAUGGAAGCAGCUUUGGAGCACCACCAACGCACCGUUGACCAUCAGUUAAUACAGCUGCAGUAUUGUCUGCUGAAGAUCUUCGAGCACUGUGGCGAGGCUCUGCUCAGCGCUCAGGAACUAGCGCCCUCAGUCGAUGAAAUAGCGUACGCCAGCCAGCGGCUGCUCGGUCACGAGCAUAAUUGGGUACGCUGCAAUGCAGCCAAGCAGCUAACGCAGAUUUUGGCGCACUACGACUACGCGUAUGUGGGGCAGCAGUUGGUGGGCAUCAAACGUGAGAUAGCAGAUGAUGUCAAGGCGUUGGAAUUUAUUUACGCGCAGCCAGCGCAGGACAUUAAGAGUUUGGUGUUAGACUUGUGUGCACAGGUGGUGCCUGGUGAGACUGCGCAGGAAAUGAUUGAUGAGUUGGUCAAGCUUCUGCUUUUUGUUGCGCACAUGGUCAGGGAUGUGCCUUUCAGCAUGAAACAGGAGGACGUGGGAGAGCAGUGCGAGCAGAUACCAGCUGGCAAAAUCAAUCUCAACUGGCUUGUGCGCAACAUUCGUAUCCUAAUCAAUAAAGAGUUGUCCAAGGCGCCACACGAUACCAGCAUUCGCACGGCUCUGUUCACACUCAUCGAAGGGCUAUCCACAUUGCUGAGCACUGAUGUAGUGACACGACUGGCUCCGGCCUUCCUGCAGGCACUUGUCCGCGAGAUGUCGGAAGAGGAUCAAAACGUCGAUCCAGAGCUUCGCCAACUGUCACUUCGAGUUGGCAGCCGCCUGCGCAAACGCAUCGGGGCUGAGACGUACGACAAACUGCGCAACGUUGUGCAGAACAAACUGAUGGUGCGUCGUGCCGAGCGCCGCAAGGCUGUGGCUCAGGAAAAGAUUCAUGAUCCAGUGCGGGCCGCCAAACGCAAGGCUGGUAUGCAAGACCGCAAGAAGGCGGCCAAACGCCUGAAAACAGCUGUGGUGCGUGGAAAGGCACCCGAUACGAAACAUAAGCUCAAGAAACGCAAGCGCAAAGCGGAAAUGGACGGUGUUUAAAUAUUUGUUUAACAAUUAUAUAAAUAUACAUGCAUACAUGGACCUCCCUGGAAGUUUUUUAUAAGUUGCUUAAAUAUAUUAAUUUUUAAUAUGGCUUAUAGUUUUCU